Salvia splendens (bonfire salvia) is the source of this 681-nucleotide messenger RNA. Its product is annotated as zinc finger protein ZAT4-like. The coding region runs from base 1 to 681 and encodes 226 amino acids. The record is from RefSeq and is a predicted model, not a curated record. Lineage: Eukaryota; Viridiplantae; Streptophyta; Magnoliopsida; Lamiales; Lamiaceae. The transcript has a single exon. Gene Ontology annotation, biological process: regulation of DNA-templated transcription.
AUGGAAGAAGUUGAUCACAAAUCAAACCACAAGUGCAAAUUCUGCCGCAAAAUGUUCCCCUGCGGCCGGUCCCUCGGUGGCCACAUGAGGUCUCACUUGAUCGCCUCCAACGACGAACCAUUGUGCACGAAAAAGAAGACGAAGAAGCGAUCUCAAAGGUACUCGGACGAUUCCUCCCUUGAUCUCUCCUCCUCGUCCGAGCAGGAGGAGGUCGCCUUCACCUUGAUACUCCUCUCCAUGGAUUGCACCAAUUCCGACUCCAACAACAAUAACAGAAUCAAGAGCAAUCGGAACGAUCAAUCCGAGGUUAACAAGUUUAGGUGCAUGAUUUGCAACAAGGCCUUCUCUUCCUACCAAGCAUUAGGUGGCCACAGAGCCAGUCACAAAAAGUUUAAAGGUUGUUGUGCUCCCACCAAUCUUCAAGAUUGCAAGAAAAGCAAAGAUCAUGAGUGCCCAAUUUGCUUCAAGAUCUUCCCAUCAGGCCAAGCAUUGGGUGGUCACAAAAGAUCCCAUUUGAUCAACACCACUGAUCAUCUUCGUGUCGAAGAGACACAAACUCCACAAGUUCGACGUUUCCUUGACCUCAACUUGCCUGCCCCGGUCGAGGAAGAGUGCAACGUUGAGUUGAAGCCGUGGUGGAUUGGCGCGGCUCGGCCUAAUCUCCGGCUGAAAUGUGUAUAG